AUGGCGGAAAGACUACGCCCCAAAGACCUCAACGGUCGACUUUACCUCGACUUAACAGGUAAAAACCUGGCGGUCAUACCAGAAGAAGUUUUUGGUAUCACUGACUUAGAAUAUCUCGACUUGUCCAAAAACCAACUGACUACCAUCCCAGAAGCGAUCGAACAGCUACAAAAACUGUAUCGUUUGGAUGCAGACGACAACAAGUUGACAAGUUUGCCUCAGACGAUAGCUUGUCUGAAAGACUUGGAAGAACUGUACGUUCAGAAUAACAGCCUAACCGAACUACCUGUUAACAUAGGCGACUUGGGGAAGCUUGCAUGGUUAUACACCAACGAUAACCAACUCGUAACGCUACCACCGAGUCUUUGCUCUCUUUUGAAUCUCAAGAUGUUGGUAGCAAGCAACAAUAAGCUUCCGGAGCUGCCAGCUGGUUUUGAGCAACUCCAAAACCUGACCAAACUGUACAUUGGUGGUAACAAGUUAAAGGAGCUUCCGUCGGGGGUCUGUUCUCUCCAAAAUCUCGAGACCAUCGUUGCCAGUAACAACGAACUGUCAACCUUGCCAGAUGGAGUCGAAAAGCUGAAGAAUUUGACAGAACUGUACAUUGAUGGUAACCAGUUCCAAGAGUUUCCGCUAGGUGUCGCCUCCUUGGCAAACCUCGAGGUGUUGGUGGUGGGCCCAAACCCGAUCAAGCGGUUGCCUGAUGAGAUCGAAAACCUCAUCAGGCUGAAAUCUCUCACCAUCAUCUCUUGCAAGUUUGACGAGUUUCCCAGACAGAUCAUGAAGUUGAAGUCGCUUGAGCAACUAUUUGCGGGACAAGAGGGCGAGUACUGUUUCCGGACGGUUCCAGACGACAUUGGAGACCUCAAUCAGCUUCGAUACUUGGCCUUGUCUAACAACAAGCUCAGCGACCUUCCUCCAACGAUGGAAAAGUUGAAGCGGCUUCGAGAGGUCUACCUCUACGAAAACAAGUUCGAAACCUUCCCUGAGGUCCUCUGCAGCCUACCGAAGCUAUUAGUCGUGGACAUAAGGAACAAUCGCGUCAGUAAGAUUCCCAGUUCACUCUGCCGCGUGAGUCGUCUGAAACGGCUCGUGGUUGCUGGAAACCCCCUGAAAUACCCUCCGCCUGACGUCUGUGAGAAAGGCAGUGAUGACAUCAUGGCAUUUCUCAGGGAUGAGACUGAGAAAGAAGACGACCUGAAGAGAGCUUUCUGCCGCCUGGCUUUGACUGUGGACCGCCUACAGAUCAAACCAACGGCCCGUCUUUUGGGACUGUCUGACGAAGUCAUCCAGAAAAUUCAGGAGGAGCAUCCAGACGACCAGAUGUACCAGAUACUGAUGACGUGGAAGGAGAAGGAGGGGCCAAGUGUUACGAUGGACAGUCUUGGAGGAACCUUGCAGGAGCUGGGUCUGUACGAACUGGCCUCUGCCUUAAAUCCAGAAAAGGCUGAAGCGGAUGAAAAGGACGGUUCGUCCGGCUCCAAACCACCCACACCGACUGCGCGGGUUCAGCCCAUUGUCAGAUCGGUAGAAACACCAGCCAAGCAGGAGAAUACUGUUUUCCUGUCGUACCAGUGGGACCACCAGGACAGAGUCCUGCUGCUGCACGAUCGCCUGCAGGAGCGAGGCUACGGCUGCUGGAUGGACAUCAAGCAGAUGGGGGGAGGGGACAGUCUGUACCAGAUGAUGGACAAGGGGAUCAGGGAAGCCAAGGUCGUGGUCAGCUGUGUGACGCCCCCUUACGUCGAAUCCCCAAACUGCCAGGACGAAGUUGCGCUUGCGCGGACCCUGAAGAUGCCGAUCAUUCCCGUCAUGCUCGAGAAGACAACAUGGCCGCCACCCGGACCCAUGUCCAUCCCCUUUGCACAGCUUCUCUACAUAAACAUGGCCAACAGUCAGGAUGACGACCCGUGGAAGGGACCUCUGUUUGAGGAACUGAUCAGAAUGAUCGAGUACUUCGUAUCCAACAUGGCGGCCACUCUAAACCUCCGACCCAAGAAGGUAAAAGGUGGACUACAGCUUGACCUGAGUAACAAGGGACUGGCAUCCGUCCCAGAAGAGGUGUUUCACGUCACAGACAUCCAGUAUCUACACCUCAACAACAAUCGACUGACCAGGAUCCCCGAGGCUAUCGGUCGUCUGCAAAAACUCCGUCGUUUGGAUGCCUUCGACAACCUGUUGACAAGUUUACCUCAAUCGACCAUAUCCCUGAUGGACUUACAGGAACUGUAUAUUUAUAACAACAAACUGACCGAACUACCCGAUGGCAUGGACGCUUUGCAGAAACUAGAACGGUUACUUGUAAGAGAUAACAAGUUAGAAGUACUUCCACAAGAAGUCUGUCUUCUGGCCAAUCUUAAGAUGUUUGACGCAAGUAGAAACAAGCUUUCGUCUUUUCCUUCUGGUGUAGAAAAGAUGCAGGGUUUGACAAAGUUGUGUCUUAGUGGUAACCAACUGACAGAGGUUCCACAAGGGGUUUGUUUGUUGCCCAAUCUUGAGGAGUUAAGUGUAGGGUCGAAUCCAAUCAGACGCCUUCCUGAUGAUAUCAGCCACCUUGGUAGACUGAAGACACUAGACAUUGUGGACUGUAAGUUUGAUGAGUUCCCCAGACAGGUGCUGCAGUUGAAGGCACUCGAAGAACUCUACGCAGGGCAAGCAAAGGGCAAGAAGUUCUUCGUGUUACCAGACGAAGUUGGGAACUUAGAGCACCUGUCUUUGCUGUCGCUGUCCAAAAACCGCAUGCGGACCCUCCCAAGCACCAUGAGUCGCCUGAAAAACUUGCGUAAGAUCAGCCUCCGACACAACGAGUUUGAAACGUUCCCCAAAGUCUUGUGUAAACUACCGGAACUGGAGAUGGUGGACUUGAGGGAUAAUCUCAUCACCAAACUUCCGACUACGCUCGAAAAGGCAGCGAAGCUGAAGGAUCUAGAUGUGUCCGGAAACCCCCUGACAUACCCUCCUCAGAACGUCUGUCGACAAGGGACAGACGCUAUCAUGGCCUUUCUGAAAGAAGAAGCUGAGAAAGAAAACGCCCUGCUGCGGAAGGAGUUCAGUCGUCUGUCUCUCCUGAAAGUUGACCCCCCGCAGAUCAAGGCGAUUGGUCGCUCCCUGGGCCUCAGUGACUCAGCUAUCACAUACAUCCAGGUGAGAUUCCCUGAUGAUGUCCUGUACCAAGUCCUGAUGACAUGGAGAGACCAGGAGGGGACAGAAGCCACACUGGACAGGCUGGACUCCACCCUGAACAAACUGGGACUGCACGAGUUGGUCGACACCUCUAACCAGGUCUCCGGACGCCCAGGAGUUGAUUUUGAGUCAGACGAAUUGGCGGGAGUACCAAUGAGAACACCGUCGACUGGCAAGUCUGGAAGCAGUAAACACGCAGGGGUGUCGGUUGACAGCAGGUUCCCUAUCGUGGAGUUUGAGCGGCUCGAUGCUGUGUCCUGUCUCGGUGACGGCGGCUUCUCCUCCGCGCACAGAGCCUUACACAGGGACUGGGGAGAGAAUGUGGUGUUCAAGCGACUGUUAAACCGCAGGACCGAGACAAGUGAGCAACAGCUGCUAUAUUCCGAGGCAAGAAAACUGAAACUGGCCAGUACCUCUCCCUACGUCAUCAGUCUGCUGGGGGUCUGUCUGGACCCUCACUUUGCCAUCGUGAUGCCCUACAUGGAGAACGGCUCUCUGGCCAGGCUGCUGCGGGAUGUGGACGUGCCCUGGGCCCUGAGGUGGAGAAUGGCGCACGAGAUCUCCCUGGGGAUGACUUUCCUGCACUGCCAGAACCCACAGAUUCUCCACUGUGAUCUGAAGGCAGAGAACGUGCUACUGGAUGAAGACUUUCACGUGAAGAUAUCAGACUUUGGUCUGUGGAAAUGGACUGACGUACGAGUUGGCAGUGAAACAAGCCCAGCAGGAGCCACACGCACACACGCACCACCGGAGUACUUCACAGACGUCAACCGGCCCCCUACCGACAAGUUUGAUGUGUACAGCUUCGGCGUGCUGCUGUGGGAGAAUCGUCAAAAGAAACCACCAUUUCCAUGUAAAUGCUGCGCACGACUCGCCUGCCAUGCCGACCGACCAGCGGGCAGACCCGGGGUCGGUCCCGUCUGA
Messenger RNA from Branchiostoma belcheri (Belcher's lancelet), 4107 nucleotides. RefSeq lists its product as uncharacterized. Bases 1 to 4107 code for a protein of 1368 amino acids. The record is from RefSeq and is a predicted model, not a curated record. The transcript has 15 exons. Lineage: Eukaryota; Metazoa; Chordata; Leptocardii; Amphioxiformes; Branchiostomatidae. Gene Ontology annotation, biological process: protein phosphorylation; signal transduction. Gene Ontology annotation, molecular function: ATP binding; protein kinase activity; protein binding.